This is a messenger RNA of Ahaetulla prasina, 4686 nucleotides long. RefSeq names its product tripartite motif containing 46 (gene TRIM46). Bases 1 to 2256 code for a protein of 751 amino acids. The record is from RefSeq and is a predicted model, not a curated record. The transcript has 10 exons. Gene Ontology annotation, molecular function: protein binding; zinc ion binding. NCBI's taxonomy places the organism in Eukaryota, Metazoa, Chordata, Lepidosauria, Squamata, Colubridae.
AUGGCCGAGGGUGACGACCUCCACUCUUUUACUUCCAUCAUGGACGCCCUCGUCCGGAUCAGCACGAGCAUAAAAAAUAUGGAGCGAGAACUGCUCUGUCCAGUCUGCAAAGAAAUGUACAAGCAACCUCUGGUUUUGCCCUGCAUGCACAAUGUUUGCCACAUUUGUGCCACCGAAGUCCUGCUGCAGCAGGGUUAUAUCUGCCCGGAUCCCACCUCGGAGCCGACCUCUCCCGCCUCCACACCAGCCACACGGAGUCCUCGUUUAGGGCGCCGCAUCGUGCCGAAACCGGAGCGCCUCGACCGCCUUCUGAAAUCGGGUUUCGGCACGUAUCCCGGCCGGAAACGGGGCGGCGCCUUACACCCGCAGAGCAUUCUUUUUCCGUGCCCGCUGUGCCAGCGCGACGUGGACCUGGGCGAGCGAGGUUUGGGCAGCCUCUUCCGGAACCUGACGUUGGAACGGGUGGUAGAGCGUUACCGCCACACCAUCAACGUCAACGCAGCCAUCAUGUGCCAGUUCUGCAAGCCGCCACAGCUGGAAGCCACCAAGGGCUGCACCGAAUGCAGGUCCAGCUUCUGCAACGAAUGCUUCAAACUUUACCACCCGUGGGGGACGCAGAAAGCGCAGCACGAACCGAUCCCUCCGACGCUCACUUUCCGCCCCAAAGGUCUUCUGUGUCCCGAACACCGCGAAGAAGUCACCCAUUACUGUAGAACCUGCCAGCGUUUGGUGUGCCAGCUGUGCCGAGUUCGUCGCACGCACACGAGCCAUAAAAUCACGCCUGUGCUCAGCGCCUACCAGGCUCUCAAGGAAAAAUUGACGAAAAGCCUAGCUUAUAUCCUGAGCAAUCAAGACACCGUGCAGGCCCAAAUCAACGAAUUAGAAGAGACUCUUCGACUCACGGAGGUAAAUGGUACCCAGGCGAAAGAAGAGAUCAUCCGGCUGAUGAACAAUUUAAGCAGCCUGCUGGAUGAGAAGCGAUCCGCUCUGCUUAACGCCAUCGAAGAUUGUCGCCAAGACCGGGUCAGUCGCCUACAGACCCAGCUGCAGGAACAUCAGGCCAUGAUGGAAAAUUCCGGAAUGGUGGGCUACUCGCAGGAAGUCUUGAAGGAAACCGACCAGCCCUGUUUCGUCCAAGCCGCCAGGCAGCUUCAUCACAGGAUCCUCAGAGCGACCGAUUCCCUCCAGGCGUUCCGGCCAGCGGCCAGCGCCUCCUUCAGCCAAUUCCAGGUGGACGUGAGCCGAGAAGUGAAGCUGCUUACCGACCUAAUUUUUAUUAAAGCCCCGGAGGCUCCUGUGAUCGACACGCAGCGGACAUACGCCUACGACCAGAUUUUCCUCUGCUGGCGCCUGCCGCAACAUUCGCCAGCUGCCUGGCACUACACGGUGGAGUUCCGGCGGGCCGAGCCCAAAGGCAAGGCGCUCAAACUGUGGCAGAGACGGGAAGAGGUCCGAGGCACCAGCGCCAUUGUGGAGUACGUAGACACGGAUAGCGUUUACGUGCUGCGCGUCCGAGGAUACAACAAAGCCGGCUUCGGAGACUACAGCGAGGAUAUCUAUCUGCGCACGCCGCCUGCACCCGUGCUGAAUUUCUUUCUGGACAAUCGGUGGGGUUUCAACCGAGAACGCCUGGCCAUUAGCAAGGACCAGCGAGCGGUCCGCAGCGUUCCCGGUCUUCCCAUGCUGUUUGCCGCCGAGCGUUUGAUGACCAGCUGCCAUCUCUCCGUUGACCUGGUGAUCGGCGACGUGGCGGUCACUCAAGGGCGCAGCUAUUGGGCCUGUUGCGUGGAUCCCAGUUCCUACCUGGUCAAGGUGGGCGUAGGGCUGGAGAGCAAGCUGCAGGAAUGGUUCCAGGUGCCCCAAGACGUGACGAGCCCCAGAUACGAUCCGGAUAGUGGGCACGACAGCGGCGCUGAGGAUACCACGUUGGAGUCAUCGCCGCCCUUCGCUUUCCUGACCAUCGGCAUGGGCAAGAUCCUCCUUUCCCACGGAGUGUCGCUGACCUCUCGGGAUCCUGGCAAUUCCACCGUGCCGUUGCCUCCCCGCGUUGGCAUUUGUCUCGACUACGAACACAGCAAAGUGACGUUCUUCGACGCCGUCUCCUUCCGCAGCCUUUGGGAGUGCGGGGUAGACUGCUCGGGGCCCGUCUGCCCGGCCUUCUGCUUCAUCGGCGGCGGCGCCUUGCACCUUCAAGAGCUGGUGGUCAGCCGUCAGGAACGGAAAGUCACCAUCAGCGGCUUCUCGAAGCUGGACUGAAUUUGCCGUCGGCCGAUUCCGAGCAUGUUUGGGGAGAGGAUCCACCAGCAGAGGGGGACCUUGAGGUUCUGAGGGAACAGGGGGGGAUGUUCUCCAGCCCCUGCUUGCAAAAAAUAAUAAUAAUAAUAAUGAAAAAAUAUCUCUAGGUAUGGGUUGACUGAGUAGAGGGUUUCGGUGGUAGGAACAGGGCAGAGCAUAUGUUGAGCAAUGCUGCCCUCUAGUGAACUUUCAACAGAUAGACUCUUUAAAUUCCCAUGGCGGCGGUACCCUCUUCCCAUAAAAAUUGACCAUCCCAGCUGUGGGGAACUAAGAGCAGCUGUUCCUCACACAGCCGCCCCACGAAGGGGGAUUUUUUUAAGACUAUCCAACAUCCUUUCUCUGUUUUGUUCUCAUCUUCUUCAACGCACCCCCUAAACUUCUGGGGGAAAUCCAGAUCUUCCCCACCUUUUCGCUCCUGUCUGGGGCAGGAAUCUCAGUUGAGAAAAGACAAACACGAUCCCCCCCAAAAAAACAACUUGUUCGGAGCAUGGCUGAGUUUGGAAUGGCUUCUAAAUGCCUUUCCCCCACACACACUCUUUGUGUUGAAAAAGAUUUUUAAAAAGAUUGUAAAACGCCAUCUUGAAACCGUCCUCUCUUCACCUUUGUCUCUUUACCCGUUAGGACAAUUGGUCCCACUGUAGUCAUCAUUUUAAAUUAAUCUCUCUUUUUUUAAAAAAGUCCCUCGUCACGCUCAAGUUUACUGCUCCUGUGAAUCGCUCUGUAACUCGUUUCCUAAUUUUGGCAGUUUCCAAUUUUUUCUUCGGCGGUUCAACUGGCGGUUGUGACACGCGGCUACCUAUAAUUGUAUCAUCUCUCAGAAACCAAGAGCAGCUGGGAAGAUAACCACGUUUUAAAAAUUUCCGACUGUUUCCUCGCCGGAGUUCGCUUCUUUCCGGAUCGACCGAGUGUCGAUUCCCGGCGCAACUGAGUGUCGAUCCCCAGCCCGAAGCUAUUGCCGAAACCCUCAAAUGAUUUCCAAGCGAGUUUUAAGUUUUGUAGCUGAAAUUUCUCGUCAGAAAACAUGGCGUGAAUUUCCCCCUAAUUCCCUAACCGGGAAUCAAAAUUACCUUUUUCUUUUUUUAAAACAACGCUAGAGUCUCUUUCCCAGAAAGUUCUUGCUCGUAAAAUUAAACACAACCAAGUCCUUGUUGUGUAUCGCUUCUUGGUUUCUUCUACCCCCAAAGUUGGUUUCACAUCCUGAGUUUUCGGUUUAGCUCGGGAUCCCUUCGAUCUUCCAACGUGGAAAAGCAGGGGUGGGUGGGAAAAAUUGACGUGUUUUUUUCCCCCCCAAAAAAACCAAGGACGCGAGAAAUUCUGCCGUAGAUAGUCUUCGAUUUACGGCAAUUCUUUUUAACGACUUUCCAAGAUAACGACAAAAAAAGGUGACUUUUGCAACUGUCCCAUUGUCCCCAUGGACGACAAGAUUAAAAAACUGGUGCGCUUGGCCAUCUAAACGACCAUUGGUGAUUGGCUGAAUGACCCGGCACCAAAAAAAAAAAGAAAGAAAAAAAGGAAGAUGCCAUUCGCUUAGCGAGGGGAAAUUCCGGUUGCCAUUAUGGUCGUAAGUCCAAUCGCUACCUGUGAUUGGACCUCGAGCAACCUUUCCCAAGCUGAACGGAGUGAAGUUUUAACAGGUGCAGAGCACAUGACGGUUCAAUGCCCAGGAGAGGUGGUUUCGGUUUGGUUUCUUGAAAAAGGAACUGUUUUGUAAGUGUUGAGAUGUUUUGUGAAAAUAUGGUGCCUGGUAGAAUAUACUCCCUCCUCUCAAAAUCCCUUCCCUAAAUUAGCCCUGUUUUCGUCAAACUUCCUUCUUGGGGCCCGGGGUUUUUUUUUUUUUUAUUAUUAUUAUUAUUUUGGUCUCGGUUCUUCCUGGCGUGCGCGACGAGCGCCAUGCUGGAUUGUGCGUCCGUGUUGUUGCGGAAUUUGUGGUCGCAAAAAGGAAACGGGAUACGAGAGGACCCCGUGAGGCUGGGAGGGGAAGCGGGCUCGGCGGAGAUUGGAGGGAUCGCCAAGGGAUCUUUCUCAGAUCCAGAGGCAGCUAUUUUUUUUUUUGCAAGGAAAGCGAGCGAACCAGCACAGGUUGUGAAUUCGAAAAAAAAACAACCCAAGAACGCCGCGACAAUCGCUGCGGGUUGUCUUCAGAAGUGCAUUGACCAAUUGGCGGACUACUCCAUCCACACACACACACACAUACACACCCUAAAGUUGUUGCUGGUUUUUUAUUUUAUUUUAAUUAGGCCUCCCCCUCCCUGCCCUCGUGAGCCCACACUGAGGACUAGAAUCUUGCUUCCUCAGGAGAGAACCACAACCAUCACCUAGAGUUGGCUCGCACCUCUUGCGCAAUCCUCGCCCUAGGUUGAAAAACGGACCUGGGUGACGGACAGAUUGCUA